Messenger RNA from Vigna radiata var. radiata (mung bean), 717 nucleotides. RefSeq lists its product as uncharacterized. The record is from RefSeq and is a predicted model, not a curated record. The transcript has 2 exons. Bases 183 to 512 code for a protein of 109 amino acids. Lineage: Eukaryota; Viridiplantae; Streptophyta; Magnoliopsida; Fabales; Fabaceae. Gene Ontology annotation, molecular function: zinc ion binding.
UUUAACGUUUUACUUGACAGCACAGAGACAUAUGUGCAACGUGGCUUAUUUUUGCUCAGAACAUCUAAGGGCAAAGUUGGGAUUUUAAAAAAAUGGACUUGGUUAAGAAGUAAAAGGGGUUAGGGUUUGGAUUCCACCCAAUUGGUCUUUGAGGUUUGGAAAGUGUUCGUGGAGAAAUAGGAAUGGCUUCCCAAGGGUGUUCUUCGUUUUCGAAAAGUUGGGCCAAAGGGUGUUCUUCUCGUUCGUCCCAUGGUGGUACUUGUAGUGGAGGUGGGUUAAUCCCAACGUGUUAUUGUGGAGAUAUUGCAGUAAUCAAAGUGGCCAGAACUACGAAGAAUGCUGGGAGAAAUUUUUGGGGUUGUCCUCAUUACAAGGGUGGAUCUUCAUUUGGGAGCUGCUGUAACUUUUUUAAGUGGUGUUGUGAAGACAACGUUGAUGAAAAAGAUUGCACAAUUCUGAAGAGGAUAAGUGAGCUGGAAAAUGCAGUGAAGGAUUUGCAGAAAAUGCAGUGAAGGAUUUGCAGAAAAUGCAGAAAAAGAUGAAGAUGUUAGUUGUAGCUUUGAGUGUGUGUAUUGUGGUUGUCCUUGUCAUAUUCAGGUUGUGUUUAGGUUGAUUUACUUAGAUCGUGAAUUUAGAAUAUGAAUUUGGUAGGUUGUGUUUAGGUUGAUUUACUUCAUGUAAUGUAUUUGGAUGAAUGAAAAAAGUUGGUUCGCAACG